AUUCUUGUCAACAAAAUUAAAAUGACACACACAUGACAAGGCCACAAAAUCAUAAUAACACAAGUUUUAAGAUGUGUUAAGUGUAAUUUGAAAGAUGUCGUAACUGAUUAAUCGUAUAAGUGGCCCCAAAAUUACCGAAAAGAAAUGUUUAGAAGUCGGAGUUGGUUUGGAGGUGGUUGGGGUCGCCCGAAGAAUCCUCACUCGUUGGAGCACCUCAAAUACCUUUACAACGUUUUAUCAAGAAAUCAAACCGUAUCAGAACAUAACCGAGGAUUACUCGUGGAGACUUUACGAUCGAUAGCCGAAAUUUUAAUAUGGGGCGACCAAAAUGACUCUUCCGUUUUUGACUUUUUCUUAGAAAAAAAUAUGUUAUCGUUUUUUUUACGCAUCAUGAGACAAAGAAGUGGGGGAUCCAGUUUUGUUUGUGUUCAAUUGCUUCAAACGUUAAACAUUUUAUUUGAAAACAUAAGAAAUGAAACUUCUUUAUAUUAUUUAUUAUCAAACAAUCACGUCAAUUCGAUUAUCGUCCAUAAAUUUGAUUUUUCCGAUGAGGAGGUGAUGGCUUAUUAUAUUUCGUUCCUUAAAACGUUAAGUUUGAAAUUAAAUGUACAUACAAUACACUUUUUUUAUAACGAGCAUACGAAUGAUUUUCCGCUUUAUACGGAGGCUAUUAAGUUUUUUAAUCAUCCCGAAUCGAUGGUUCGAAUCGCUGUGCGUACUUUAACGCUAAAUGUGUACAAAGUAGAAGAUUCUAGCAUGUUGACCUUUAUUAGGGAUCGAACUGCAGCUCCUUAUUUUUCAAAUAUCGUUUGGUUCAUUGGAAAACACAUUCAAGAGUUGGAUAAUUGCGUUAGAAACGAUGCUGACCACCAAUCCCAAAAUCGCCUCUCAGAUUUAGUUGCAGAACACUUAGAUCAUCUCCAUUACCUCAACGAUAUUUUAUGUUUGAACAUAACAGAUUUAAAUCAAGUCUUAACAGAUCAUUUAUUACAUAAAUUAUUAAUUCCCUUGUAUAUACAGUCUUUAUCGUCUAUGACGAAACUUUCUGAUUCAAAUGAAGCCCAAGCGACGCAAAAUCUAAAUCGAGUUUUUAAUAAAAACUUGAACUUCAACGAACAUUCGCAAUACGAUUUUAUAAACGGGAAAGUUUCUUGUGUGGUCUCAUUGUUUUUGUUAUCACAAGUUUUUUUGAUUAUUUCGAACCCUUUGCUGGUGCAGGCAUUAUCUUGGAUCAUAUUAAAAUCGGAUAAAUUGAUGUUGGGGAAAGGAGUUGACAAGUUGUUAAACUUUUAUGAAGUUGCAAAACGCGAUGAAGAAAAUACUCACUUAAAUAGCGACGUUUUAACCGAUGGGAGUUCCUCUUCGAAGGAGAAUUUGGCGGAGGAGCCUAAAAAUAUCACUGAUGAGGAGAAAGAGAAAUUGGUUUCUCCAACAAGCGAUGAAAACUUUGAUAAACCUUUUUUGGAGACGAUUUUUAACGCUUUGGAUUGCGCAGAGAAUGAUUACACAACGCUUUUUGCGUUAACUUUAUUAUAUGCGAUGGCGAAUAAUAAAGGUGUUUUACCUGAACACGUUGAAUUAGUUUUACGACCAAAAAAAUCGUUGGUGUCCUCAUCAAGCGCAAAAGACAUAAAAUACACCUACAAUAAUAAUUUAGUCGAUCGAAUAUUGCAUAUUGUAAUAUUAUCGUGUCAACCAUCUUGCCGGGUGCGUUUAGUAACGCUCGAACUGGCGUUAAAAUUGCUAGUACAACUCGUGAUGUGCGAUGGAAAAAACAUUUUAAAUGAGGCGCAUAAAUCGUCUAUUGAUACGGCCAAAUCGCAAAGUACGGCUUUACUCAGGAAUUUUUAUAAGAGCGAGGAGAUAUUUUUGGAUAUGUUCGAACACGAAUACUGUGAUAUGUCGAAAGGAUCAUUAAACGUUGAGUGGCUUUGUAUGGAUAGCGCGCUUUUAUUACCGCCAACGGGGACUCCGUUAACCGGAAUUGAUUUUACAAAGCGUUUACCGUGUGGUGAAGUGGAAAGGGCAAGACGAGCAAUUAGAGUUUUCUUUUUGGUGCGAGACACCGUCUUAACACUCAAUGGUGACGUUGAAACUCAACUUCCUUUAACCAACCCGCAGACGAGCGUCCAAAUUGAUCAGGCCCUGGACUUGAGUAUACCUCGUUACAACUCCGAUUUGAUAGCUUGCACUGUCGCAUGGAAAGAUGGCAAAAAUAAACGGCGAUUUUUAGUCAUCGACAUCAUGCAAUUAAUCCUCGUUGAGCCGGACCCCAAAAAGCUCGGCUGGGGCGUAGCGAAAUUGGUCGGAUUCUUGCAAGACAUCGAAGUAACCGGAGAUCAAGACGACUCGAGAUGUCUUCACAUCACCAUUCACAAACCUUUAUCGAGCACAACAGGAAAUCGGGUUCCUUUAUUAUCGGCCAAAUUCAUUUUUGACGACAACAUCCGUUGUAUGGCAGCGAAACAACGAUUAUCAAAAGGCCGAAUUAAAGCUCGCCAAAAAAAGAUGCAACACAUAGCGCGAUUAUUAGAUAUUCCGGGACAAUCGGGACCUCCAAGUCCGGCGUUUGUAGGUGCAGGUCUUUAUGGGAACCGUACAGGUCGUGGAAUCCGAGAUAAUCGUCCUUUAUUUCAUAACGUGAGAGUUCCGGGUUUUGCAGCCCCCCGAAGAGAAAGUACCCCCGGGGUUAUUCACCGAACCGACGCUGAUCGUAGAAGAAAAGACACCGAAAGUCCGAAUGGAACGAUUAAAAAGGAGACGCGUUCGAGAGAACCAUCGGGAUCGAGGGCUAAAUCGAGAGAGGGGAGCCCAAGGAUGCCGAGACCCCGCUCUGAGGAAAUCCCAUUGGAAUUAAUCAAAAAAUCACCCGCUUCAAUCAUCGAUAUGGCCCCGAAGAUCGCAAUUAUCCCGCGCCCCCAAAUAGUUAGGGAAGAAGUGGUUAAUGAAAAUCAAAAGGUGGUUGUUGCAGAGGUUUCAUCAUCGAUUGAAACUUCGUUUAUUGCCGAUAAAAGUACUCCGAAGAAAAAAGGACUCGUUGAGACUAUUUAGUGAUAAAAUAAUUUGGUGCUUUUAUUAUGUAAAUUAAAUUAAUGUGUAAAAUAAUUUUUUAUUGU
Onthophagus taurus is the source of this 3116-nucleotide messenger RNA. RefSeq names its product C-type lectin domain containing ema (gene ema). Gene Ontology annotation, biological process: vacuolar transport; regulation of autophagosome maturation; endosomal transport. NCBI's taxonomy places the organism in Eukaryota, Metazoa, Arthropoda, Insecta, Coleoptera, Scarabaeidae. The record is from RefSeq and is a predicted model, not a curated record. Gene Ontology annotation, cellular component: late endosome; Golgi apparatus.